This is a messenger RNA of Pseudoliparis swirei, 3030 nucleotides long. RefSeq names its product rhomboid domain containing 3 (gene rhbdd3). The transcript is spliced from 5 exons. Bases 1196 to 2281 code for a protein of 361 amino acids. Gene Ontology annotation, molecular function: serine-type endopeptidase activity; protein binding. NCBI's taxonomy places the organism in Eukaryota, Metazoa, Chordata, Actinopteri, Perciformes, Liparidae. Gene Ontology annotation, cellular component: membrane. The record is from RefSeq and is a predicted model, not a curated record.
GUUUAAAAAAAAAAAUCAGUCACGUUCUCAUUUCAACAACCAACUAUACUAUGCUAGACGAUAUAUUAUCGUACAGUAUGUCUUACAACAGUUAAAGAGGGUAAAUUAAGAAAAGGAAGCAGGAUAUGUAUAGUGGUCAUUAUGUUGCACGUCUCAUUCGAGCAUUAAUUAGACCUAGUCGAGAAGUCAGUUAUUUCCCCAAUAAAGUUAUUAUUUGGUUUAAUUUGAAUAACUGGUUAAGGUCUAAAGUAAAAAUGACGUCCUUCUUCUUUUUUAAUAAAUUUAUUUAUUUAAAUAAACAAAUAAACAAACAAAAAAGUGUAGAAAUCAGCAGACCCUUAACGUGAGGAACCACUGGACUGAACUACCUAAGGAUACACUGAUAUCAAAUGGGGUAUCUUGACAAUGUUGUAUUUAUACUUUGAUUCUGUCUGAAUACUAAAGUGAAAAAGUACCAGAAGCCUAUGUGACGUCUUCAACUUGCUUAUUUCGUCUGACCGAAGAUGUUUAUUGUACUAUCACAAACUUCAGAGAAAACCAACAAAUACUCACUUUCAUUAAAGAAGCUGGAUGCAGAUGAUUAUUAAAUAUUUUGUGAUGAAGGAGAUAUAAGCUGAAUUGAUUAUCACACUUGUUGGCUAUACAUUAUCGUUUCACCACUCUGUUGAAUGAUUCACAAGACAUGCAUUUGCAGUGUGAAUGUUUCCUACGUGUCACUGCGUGUCCAGCAGGUGGCAACAAUGCGCCCAACUGAGGUUUGGUUGAGUAACAGCCAGUAAAAGCGAAGAAGAAGAAGGUUUGAAUUAAAGUGGCUAUUUUAUGAUUGUAUGGGUUUCCAGUGGAGGAAGAGGUUAAUUUAUCUUCCAACUUUGUUAAUAAAGUAAUACUUUGAACCUUUAGCAAUAUAAGAACACGGACGAAUGAACGAAGAUGCGCUUUUUUGUAGUCCAUCUCCUGAACGUAGUAGUUUCACAGCUGGAGACUGACGUCACCAACAUGCACCAGCCGUCGCAUCAUAACUACGUGGCUUUGUGAAAGUGGAGUCAGGUGAUCUAAACACCGCGGUGGUCUUCUCAUAUCUCCUCAUGAAUCCUCCUUCCCCUCUUUCCUUGACACCGGGACGUUUUCCCACAGAGGUCGAGGAAAAGACCGCAGUAGUAGAAGUGAGUAGAGAAACUAGAGCUCGUCGUAAACUAUGCUUCAUCCUCUAUUGUCCGCCGGGUUCUGGUUUGGAUCCGAUCGCCCUGGAUCCUGUCUGGGGACAUCUUUACUGACAACACUGUCGCUCCUGAUGUAUGCCGGGGGCGUGCAGGCAAGUCUGACCGUCGGUCCAGGUGGAGACUUCCCAAGGCUCAGAGAUGUGCUCCUGUACGCCUUCAGUCACGACGACCUGCCCUCCCUGCUGGUCAGCGUGGCCCUCCUGCUGUCGGUUGGACCGUGUCAGGAGCGUCGCUGGGGGACAGUCGCCUUUCUCGCCCUCUCCAUCCUGACGAUGGCCAUAUUGCCUGUUCUCUACACCCUGGUGAUCUUUGUCGGUGGGGGGGAGGCGAGUCGGUUCUGUGGUUACUCUGCCAUCCAGCUGGCUCUGUUUGCAGCGCAGUGUCGCCAGGUGGCACAGAGGAGGCUGCUGAGGUGUUUGCCAGUCUGGUUUCUCCCCUGGCUUCUCCUGCUGGCCGGGCUGCUGCUGCUGCCCGGGACACCGGCCCUGCUUCACUUCUGCACAAUAUUCAUCGGACACAACUAUCACCAGUCCUUCAUUGGGAUGUUACAGGAGCUGGAGGAGGCUAGGUUAUUGGACUUCCUCCCUGAUUGGGUGUUUGUUCGCUCUUCCGCCAGGUUGAGAUUACCCACCUGCAUUACCUCACAGAGAUCCGUUUCUCAGAUGAUGCCUGCAGAUCAGCCAGCUGCUCCCGUCAUGAGGGAUCAAUCGAACCACCACCCAUGGGUGGAUCCAGUGCCUGCCUGGAUAAUGAAAGAGUCUGCUGCACUGUCUGAGGCCGAGGUACUGGAGGAACAGAUGCUAAAAGCAGGAAUACUGGCCUCAUUACAGGAUGCGCCUGACAACCCUGAUGCAAAAGUGGAGGUGCCCAAAUCAUCAGUUUCCUCCUUGCGACUCCAGCAGCUGGAGAAGAUGGGAUUCCCCACAGAGAAAGCCGUGGUGGCGUUAGCCGCCUCCAAACAGCUAGAUGGCGCCAUUUCCCUGCUGAUUGAAGACAGCGUCGGAGAACAGGCGGUGGUGGUGUCAACAGGGAAGAAGAGCCCUCUGCGCCAGAUCACCUAGACCAGGCCCACUCCCCUGGACUGCAACCGGGUUUGCUCUGGUGCAGUACACUGGACUCUCAUUAUGCUUGGGUUUUGCUGAGCUUUAUUUUUAGAUUUUCCCUGUGGGCUACACUCUUCUUGUAUUGAUUACUGUAAUGCACUUUUCUCCUCUCUCAGUAAAUAUGCCAUAAACCGGUUGCAGGUCAUCAAGAAUGCUGCUGCCAGAAUACUGACAAGGACAAAUAGACGGUCUCACAUCAACCGAUACUCAGGUCUCUUCUCUGGCUCCCUGUAGGGCAUAAGAUCCACUUUAAAAUCCUCACUCUCACAUACAGAACUCUGCACGGCCAGACUCCUUCAUACGGGGCUGAACUACUUCGAUAUUCAACAGCCCGCCAUCUCAGAUCCAACCUCCAGAAUCUUCUGUCGGUCCCUCAUACUCGCCUUAAAACUCGUGGUGACUGAUCUUUAGAGGCAGUAGCACCAAAGCUACUCCCCUGAGGUCAGCUGAUUUAAUAGUAUAAACUCCAUCUUAAGACAUACCUGUUUACACUGGCAUUUUGGUUAAUUACAUAUUCUAUGCCCUGCUUUUUUAAGUUUUGUUUAUUUUUGUUUUAUUGUGUCUUUUACUGUGUAUUUUACUUUGCUCUUUUAACUGUUGACAUGUUUUAGACCCUGUUAUUGUCAAUUUGCUUAAUUGACUAUUGUACUGCACUUUAUGAAACUUUGUCUGUGAUAAGUGCAAUAUAAAUAAACCUUACUUACUUA